AUGGAAAUGCGCAACAUGCUUCGUCGAUACCGGCACAGCACAGCACAACACAUGGUCCCAGAGAUCGUUCCCAGCGUUCUUCCCGAAAUGACUUGCUCUCGCGUCGGAGAGUGCGAUUGCCUGAGCUACAGUUACGGCGAUGAGGAUAAGGUCCAUGACCUGUUAUAUGAUCAUCUCAAGAUUGCUCAAGAGAACGAUGCAAUCAUCAGCAACUAUACUAGGCCUCCCAGCACGUCCACGUUCGCGUCGAUCUUUGUCAAUCCGCAAGUGGACAAGAUUUGGUUUAGUCUCCUUGUAUAG
Molecule: messenger RNA, 300 nt
Organism: Clonostachys solani
Lineage: Eukaryota; Fungi; Ascomycota; Sordariomycetes; Hypocreales; Bionectriaceae
Source: the annotation of a GenBank genome assembly